This is a messenger RNA of Galendromus occidentalis (western predatory mite), 1638 nucleotides long. It is a transcript of the gene Rbbp5, whose product is annotated as retinoblastoma binding protein 5. NCBI's taxonomy places the organism in Eukaryota, Metazoa, Arthropoda, Arachnida, Mesostigmata, Phytoseiidae. The coding region runs from base 1 to 1566 and encodes 521 amino acids. Gene Ontology annotation, molecular function: protein binding. The transcript is spliced from 7 exons. The record is from RefSeq and is a predicted model, not a curated record. Gene Ontology annotation, cellular component: Set1C/COMPASS complex.
AUGAAUUUAGAUCUCUUGGAAACCUUCGGACAGAACUAUCCUGAAGAGUUCGAUGGCUCCCUGGACUGCAUAUCGUUGGCCUUGACGUGUACCUUCAAUCGCUAUGGAACAUUGCUAGCGGUUGGUUGCAAUGACGGCCGAAUUGUCAUAUGGGAUUUCCUGACGAGAGGCAUAGCAAAAAUCAUAUCUGCUCAUAUCCAUCCAGUCUGCUCAUUGGGCUUCACAAGGGAUGGACGUAAAUUGGUAUCCGCAUCCACGGAUAAUACCGUGUGCGUAUGGCAAAUCAUGACUGGAGAAUGUCUGCAGAAAUACACAUUUCCCUCACCGAUCCUGAAGGUGCAAUUCCAUCCGCGGAACGAUGAAUUGCUGCUCGUGUGCCCGAUCAAGUAUUCGGCCGUGAUCGUAGACACCUCGACCGGAGAUCACAAGCUCGUUCCCUUGGACGACGAGACAGAUUUGAACAUUGUCGCAGCGUUUGAUCGUCGAGGCGAUCACGUUUUCACCGGGAACGCGAAGGGAAAACUCGUGGUCGUUCGACUGAGUGACUACAAGAUAGUCGCAUCGUUUAGACUCACAACGGGAACUCAGAGCGCGACAGCUAUAAAAUCCAUCGAGUUCGCGAGGCGUGGAGAUCAUUUUCUAUGCAACACGGCAGACAGAGUCAUUCGAGUCUAUGAUGUGAAGAAAGUUCUGCAACAGGGCGAAGACGCCGACAUAGAACCCAAUCAGAAGCUGCAGGAUCUCGUCAACAAAACGACAUGGAAGAAGUGUUGUUUCUCGGGUGACGGCGAGUUCAUCUGCGCAGGAUCAGCUCGCCAGCAUGCGCUUUACGUCUGGGAGCGGAGCGUCGGCAACCUCGUGAAAAUUCUCCACGGAACCAAAGGAGAGCUCCUGCUGGACGUCGUGUGGCACCCGGUGAGACCCAUAAUCGCCUCCAUCUCAUCUGGAGUCGUCUCGAUAUGGUCGCAGGCCCAAGUGGAGAACUGGUCGGCUUUUGCGCCAGAUUUCAAAGAGCUCGACGAGAACGUCGAGUACGAGGAGCGAGAAAGUGAAUUUGAUCUCGAAGACGAGGACCGCUCGGUGCACGUCGAUAAUGACAAGCACGACGAGAGCUCCGAAGUCGAUGUCGAGACCGAGGAGCCGGUGGCAGCGUAUUGCUCCUCGGACGAAGACGGAGAGGCCGUCAAAAAAGCUCUGCUUUAUUUGCCCAUAGCACCCGAUAUCGACGAGCCCGAGGAGGGUUGGGGUGGCGAUGGACCUGUGAUUUCGACGGGUCAUCUGACGUCACCACCGUCGGAUCCACCUGCCGCAACGCGAUGUCAGAAGUCCUUCGACAUUCAGCUGAAGAACGCCCCUGUUGGUGAAACCCAUCCGCUCGUUGGGAACGGGAAGAAGGGAACGGCAGCAGCGGCGAAACCGAAGCAGUUGGAGAGACAGUCUAGUGGCGGCGCCGCUCCAAAACCCAGCUCGAAAGGUCUCAAAGACAAACGCUACAAAAGAGUCAAGGUUCACGAUGACUCUUCGUGGGAUGCUGAGCACGUCAGCAAUUCGCCGAGUGGCAUGUAGAGGGAAAAGGAAUUUUUCACUUAUCCCUCAGUGUGAGCGAGGAUAGAAGUUCGAUCAAAGAAACGAUUUGUG